Messenger RNA from Ambispora gerdemannii, 252 nucleotides. Lineage: Eukaryota; Fungi; Glomeromycota; Glomeromycetes; Archaeosporales; Ambisporaceae. The record is from the annotation of a GenBank genome assembly.
AUGACUAGCAACAAUUCUUCCACGUUAAAAACAAAAAAAAUUCGUGUGAUUGCUGGUAGUUAUGAGCGAAUCCUUUAUGGAAUUGAUGCAAAAUGGAUAAAAUCUAAUAUAGAAAUGUUUCGAAACGCUGCUUCACUAUAUCUCAAACGACUUAGUACUGGUGCACGUCCUAAAUUUCCUACUUUGGAGACUACCAUUUACGAUUGGGUUAAGAAAUUGCGGCAAGAACAAAAAGUCGUAACAUGCACUAUG